Messenger RNA from Anguilla anguilla (European eel), 1291 nucleotides. Its product is annotated as transmembrane protein 269-like. Bases 187 to 912 code for a protein of 241 amino acids. Gene Ontology annotation, cellular component: membrane. Lineage: Eukaryota; Metazoa; Chordata; Actinopteri; Anguilliformes; Anguillidae. The record is from RefSeq and is a predicted model, not a curated record. Gene Ontology annotation, biological process: phospholipid biosynthetic process. The transcript has 7 exons. Gene Ontology annotation, molecular function: phosphotransferase activity, for other substituted phosphate groups.
UGCAGCUGGGCGAUUUCAUUUGCCCAGUUCUUAAAUUAGAAGAGAAUAUAAUAUUUAAGAAAAUUAUAUAAAAUAGAAUAUUUUGAAUGAAAGUUUUCCGAACGCCACAUAUUCUUUCAUAUCUGCAAAUAACAUCAAAGUUUGAAUUUCCCUGAGUUGCUGUGCCUUGGACACUUAGAGACCACAAUGAUCCUGCUGACAUUUCUUUAUGGACUUUUCCAACGCACCAUAAAGCUGUUCCUGGGCAAGAAGGCCAGCAGAGUUCAGCUCAAAGAGUUUGUGCGUAAAAAUGCAGCCAACUCUCUGUCUGUGGCCAACAUGGUCAUGGGCAUGACUUCCAUUCUCUGCAGCCUGAACGGUCACCAGUAUGCUGCAUGCUGGUUGGUUCUGAUUGGUUACCUACUGGACCUGGCAGACGGUGCAGUAGCCAGACGACUGGAUGCCUGUUCAGCACUGGGUGCCAAGCUGGACGACUUUGCCGACUUCACCACGUUCGGGAUAGCGACCUCGCUGCUCCUGAAGACCCGCGGGCUGAUGGACAACAUCCUCUGCUUGUGCUACGUCAUGGCCGUGUUCACCCGCCUCUGCUUCUUCUCCAGCGGGAUUCCCUUCAUGUACCGCGGGCUGCCCUGCAUCUACUCGUCGGCCAUCUUGGCCUGCGUCUCCCUGCUGUCCGGCGGGAACAUGCUGGUCCUGCGGGUCACGGCUUUGGCCAUGAUCCUCUUCAUGGUCAACCAGGGCUUCUACCCCCACGACAGGGUGCUGGAGUCCCAGGCGUGGAAGAAGGUGGUCUAUGCCGGAGGAGUUGCCAUGGUGUUCUGCUCCUCUUUCCCUCCUGCAUGUGUUUACUACCUGCUCUGGUCCGUCUCCUACAUUUUAUUUCCGACAGCCUUGUGGAGCUGCAAAGUGUAACUGCUGAGGUUUUAGUCAAAGACUCUUUCUCUUCAGGCCUAAGGAGGCCAUCCUGGAUCUAGUUUUUAAAAAACCUCUUAACCUACUGCUGUUUAUCAUCAAAUACUGUACAUUGCUCAUUUAACCAAGGAGACUUCUCAGUCAUUUUUUAAUGUAAGAGACAAACUUUGUUAUUUUCCCCUUUAAAAACUAUUGCAAUGGUUGAAAAUUUGGUUGGGUAGAAAUAGCAUGAAAUACACACAUUUGCGGUUUUGAAAAUGGAAUACCAAUCUGUUUUUUUCCAAAUACAGAAAAUGUAAAAUGCGCUAAUGCUAUGGCAUAGAUUUUAACCUUGCAGAACAGAAACGGAUAUGUAACGGAUAUUAUGCAAUGCAAUUAA